Paramecium tetraurelia is the source of this 12747-nucleotide messenger RNA. RefSeq lists its product as uncharacterized. The record is from RefSeq and is a predicted model, not a curated record. Gene Ontology annotation, biological process: microtubule-based movement. Gene Ontology annotation, molecular function: minus-end-directed microtubule motor activity; dynein light intermediate chain binding; dynein intermediate chain binding. NCBI's taxonomy places the organism in Eukaryota, Ciliophora, Oligohymenophorea, Peniculida, Parameciidae. Gene Ontology annotation, cellular component: dynein complex. The transcript is spliced from 10 exons.
AUGAAUUCUAAGGGCAAAAGGACUUUGGGUCCAAUUCAAAAAAUAAGCAAGCCAUCUUUUGAUUAUGAGUCAGCUCUGAAGGAACAUCGAGAGGUAGAGGAAAGAAUAAAAAUGGAAACUGACACUCAAGAUCCGAGGAAAUUUGUGAUGAAUCUGUUGAAUGAUCGUGAUAAUUCAUUCGUAUUGGAUAACUCUUUUACUAAUUCAUAAGUGGCAGCAAAAAAGCAGGUGUAUGUACGCUCUAGGCGGAUUAAGAGUUAAAUACCUUGCUUGUAAGGGUAAACAAAAAAUAACUCCUAAAUUCAAUAUGCAUCUCCAGCGCAAAGUUUAAAGUUUGAUUUUGAUUUGAAACCAGAUUUCAAUUCCAAACGAUCAAAUUUUGUUCCCAAGUUUAUAAAUUCUGGAAUAAACUUUGAUGUAGAAGUAAAAGGAACACUGGGAGAAGAAUUUACAGAGUUUCAGAAGUAUGAUAAUGAUUCAUAACCAGAGGAGAUUCCAAAAAAUAAAAACUUUUCUUAUGGAGGCAGAAUGACUAACAAGAAGUUAAAGGAGUACGAUUGUUGGGAUGAAGAUAGAACUCCUCAAGAAUGGAUAGAAAUUUGUAAAUAGAGUAAUCCUCCACAUGCAAAAUGUCCAAUGUUUGAUGAAUCAGACAAAUACAUUUGGACAGAUGUGGAAGUGAUCGGUUUUGAGAAUGGUAAAUUCGAAGUUAAAAUAUUGAGAUCAAACAAAAUCAAAAGGAUUGGCAGAUUAUCAUUAUAAUUUUACUCAGAAGACCCUGUAAAGUUUGAACAAAGAGUAGAAUUGUGUAAACAAAGACAAAAGAAUGCAAAUGAUGAAUUGCGAUUCGUAAAAUAUGUGGAUUCUCUGCCUGAUUCCAUGACGUCUACGUUAUCUCUAGAAAUGUAGAAAAAGAUUGAUGAAUACACAGUGUUUAGAGAUUUGCCAUUCCUUACAAAAGAAGAUCCAAGUAAGAUAGCUCCUGGAUUCCCAUAGAUAUAAACAUUUAAGGAUGAAGCAAAGUAAAUGGUCACAGAUCCAGAAAUCAGAAGGAAACAAAUGCAACAUCUUGAGUUGCUCAAAAAAGACUUAGUGAAGUAAGUUCAAAAAGAGUAUACCAUGCUUAUGAAAAAAUGUUCAAUUCUCAAGGAUAUGGAGGUGAAUAAGAACGAUGUCAAAUGGCUUCAAUUAAGAAUCAAAAAUAGAUUUGAAUAAACCAAAAAGCCUUAUUAUGGACUAACUAAAUAAUUUGGGAGUGAUACUAAAAUUCUGAGUUUUGAAACUUUGGGGUAACAACCUGUGAAGCAAAUCAAAAUUCAAGAUAAUUGGGGUUUCGUCUAAGUCAGAUAAAAUGUAUCUCAAUUGCACUAUUCUAAAUUUGCUGUAGUAGUCAACACUUUGAAUGCUUUAACUGCCAGAUCCCAAUUGUAUUAGAAUUUCCCACUCUUGAAUGUAUUGCUUAAUCAUUAAUCAUUGCCAAUGACCUUGUCCAAUUUCGAAAGCUAACAAAAAUAGCAUAAUGUCUAGGGAAGAUAAACACUGUAGGUUUAAUGGCGUAGUACUAUUGUUGGAGACAUCUAAGAUAAAUUAAGAGAGAAAUAUCGAUUCUAUUAGACUGAAACUGAGGAUUACUUGGAUAGUGAAUUGUAAAAAUUGCUAAUUCGAAUCGACUAUAUGUUUACCAAUUUCAUUAGAGAGAAUGUUGUUCGCUAAACUUGUUAGUCUUGGGUGGAUUUUAUUAAAAGGUUUACUACUCCUAAGGAAGGAGAGCAGUGGAGGAUUAACGAUUAUCCAUUAUUGAUUUUAAAUCUCGAAGUGAAUCUCACUUUCAAAAAGAGUAAGAAGAACGAUAAAAAAAAUAAGUAAGAAGAUACUCCUUUAUUUGAAGAGGAUUUCAAUAGUGCCAUUUACUUCUCUCCUAAUUACUUAGCCAUCUAAUAGGGUUUGUUGAAACCAUUAGAUCUCUUAUUGGAAUCUGUGAAUUCAUUUAAUAGACUUGAGAAAGAUCUGGUUCCGUUGGUGGACAUAGAUCAAAGAAAAUAAAUAAAGGGAAAAUUGAGGGCUUACGAAAUUGAAAACGACAAGGAUUAAAUGUGGAUUAAGUGGGCCAAGGAAAAGGUUUAAGCAUACUUAGAGAUUGGUUAUUAGAAACCAAAUGAAAUGCUAUAGAAAUUCAGAGAAUUUAGUUUUCUAUUAGAAAAGUCAGUGGCAAGUGUAUUAAAAAGCUUGUUUGGAGAUGUGUCCAAAAAACCGAUCAUAACAUCACUAGACAAAGAUGAGAUACAAAAAAAGCUAUCUGAUUUCAUUAAUGCUAAAUUUUAAAUACAAAGAUUAUGCUUGGAUGAAAAGAAUGAAUAAUUUUUUUAGAUAAGAACUAGAAUAGCCAAGGAGAAUUUGAUAUCUAAGGCCAAUGAAUUUAUCACAUCCAUCUUGAAGCAGUGUUCAGAUAUUGUGACUGACAACAUAAGUCGUUUAAGUUAAGAAUAUAGUGACAUGAGCGAAAGAAUUACAAAGCAACCAAAAAACGAGGCUGAAUUAAUCGAAUUAAAAACGUACAUUGCAGAACACGAAGUAAAUUUGGCAAAGAAGAAAUAAGAAGUGGAUUUUAUCUACGAUUACUUGACUAUGUUUGAAGAUAUGAGUCAUAAUUUUGAAGAUAAAAAUCUUUAUGAGUUUUGGAACUUAUAUAGUUUUCCUCCUGAAAUUAAAAAUCAUGUGAUUGAAGGUCAAAGGAAGGCUAAUUUAUAGGAGUAAAAGUUUAUGGAGAAUUUGGACAAUGAGAAAGAUAAAUUCUAAGUAGAAUUGAAGGAAUUGACUGAGUUGUUCAUAACUGUUUAGAAGUUUGAUGACUAUUCAAGAGUUAAGGAUGUGGCUAAUGAUGUUGUGUCACUAAAUGAUAGAUUCUAAAAUGCCCUGAAGAAGGUUGAAUCCUUCAAUGAGAGAGAACUAUUAUUCAAACAGUAACCAUCAGUCUAUGAAGACUUGAAUUAGUUGAUUAAGGAUUUCACUAUUUACUACAAUUUGUGGACGAAUGCCAUAGAAUUCGAGUAUGACAGGAGUGAUUGGUGCACUGGGUCAUUCUUAAAACUUAAUUUCGCUGAAAUUGAUAAUAAAGUAAGAACCAACCAAAGAAAUGCCAAUAUUCUAAUAAAGGCUUUCUCAGAUGCACAAGAUGACGUGGCUGUGGAUGUGGCACGUAAAUUGAAAGGUUAAAUCGAUGAGUUUAAAGAGAAAUUGUGGUUGAUUGAAUUAUUGACUACGGAGGCAAUGAAGACUAAACUGAAUUUGUGGAAAGACAUUUGGAAGGUUGCAGGGAUUGUUGAUUAGGAAACAAAUGAUGAUUUGUCAUUGGAUGCUUUGGUUUCUCACGGCUUAAUGAAUUUUAGAAACGAUAUAGAAGAAGUAUCAAGGAAGGCUGAAAAGUAAUGGCAAAUAGAAAAAAAUCUGAAUUUAAUUUAAGAGAAGCUAAAAGAUCAGAAAGUUGAAAUGAUUCCAUACAAAAAGACAGGAACUUUUGUAUUGAAAUCAUUAGAAGAAGUAGUUUAAUGUUUUGAUGAUUAAUUCAACAUUCUAUUGAUGUUAAAGGCAUAGCCGUAGAUCAAAGCUGUAUUACAUAAAGCAUAAGCCUUGGAACAAAAGAUAGUUUUAAUUUAGGAUUCACUUGAUGGUUGGAUAAAGUGUUAAAGGGGAUGGAUGUACUUGGAACCUAUUUUUACAUCAGAUGAUAUCAAGAAGAAAAUGCCAUUAGAAACUUAAAAAUUCUUGAAGGUGGAUGCUCAUUGGAAAUUAGUAAUGGAAUAAUUUAGCAAAGAGCCCAAUCUUUGGGAUGGAAUAGAAAGUGAGAAGAUGAAGAAUGAAUUCGAUUAAGAUAAUAAAGCGUUGGAUUAGAUUUAGAAAUCUUUAAGUGAGUAUUUGGAGACAAAGCGUAACUCAUUUCCAAGAUUUUAUUUCUUAUCAGAUGAGGAACUAUUGGAAAUCUUGGCAUAAACCAAGGAUCCAGAAACAGUGUAAAAGCAUAUUAAUAAAUGUUUCGAAGCCAUCAAUUUAUUAGAAUUUAUAAAUGGAUAGGAAGUGGUGGCUAUGAUUUCAGCGGAAAAAGAAAAAGUGCAAUUUUCAAAAGGAAUUAAUGUUAAUGAUGGGGAAAAGAAAGGGAAUGUGGAAAAGUGGUUAAGUGAGAUUGAGUCUGUUAUGAUAGAUACUUUGAAGAAGAUAAUGAAAGCCUCACAUUUGGACAACGGAUACAAAGAGAGUUGUUUGGGUAAGGAAAUGGCCUGCUUAAAUUGUCUUGGCAAGGUAGUGAGACAGCUAUAAAUGAUAAAGAGAAUCAAUAAGGAGGAUUGUCAGGAUUUUUAUAAAAUAUUGAUUAAUGAACUAAGAGAUAUUGUAGAUUUAGUUAGAUAAGAUCUAUCACCUUUAGAGAGGUUAACAUUGGGUGCACUUGUAGUGUUAGAUGUGCACGCUAGAGAUGUGAUUAGAUAAUUAGUAAAAAUUGGUUGCAAUGAUAUUAAUAAUUUCUAAUGGAUGGCAUAAUUAAGAUAUUAUUGGACUGAAUAAGUAAUGAAAUGCAACGUAAAAAUGAUAAACGCUGAUUUACUAUAUGGAUAUGAAUAUUUGGGUAAUAGCAUGAGAUUGGUUAUUACCCCUUUGACUGACAGAUGUUAUCGUACUUUAAUGGGAGCAUUCCAUUUAUAAUAUGGAGGAGCACCAGAAGGACCAGCAGGAACAGGAAAAACUGAAACUGUAAAAGAUUUGGCUAAGGCAUUGGCAGUCUAAUGUGUUGUAUUUAAUUGUUCUGAUGGUUUGAACUAUUUGGCUAUGAUUCAGGAGCUCUGGUGUUGUUUCGAUGAAUUCAAUCGUAUUGAUUUAGAAGUGCUCUCAGUUAUCGCUUAAUAGGUGCUCACAAUUUAGGACGCUAUUAGAUAGAAAAGACCAGAAUUUGAGUUUGAAGGCACUAUAAUUAAAUUGAUUCCAUCUUGUGCUAUCAACAUUACAAUGAAUCCUGGGUAUGCGGGUAGAUCUGAUUUACCAGAUAACUUAAAGGCCCUAUUCAGACCAUGCGCUAUGAUGGUUCCAGAUUAUGCGUUGAUUUCAGAAAUCUAUUUAGCCUCUGUAGGAUUUCAAGAUGCAAAUAAUCUAGCACGUAAAAUUGUCGCUUCUCUAAGAUUAUCAUCUGAAUAACUGUCAUCAUAGGAUCAUUAUGAUUUUGGUAUGAGAGCUUUAAAAGCUAUCUUAACAGCUGCAGGUAAUCUAAAAAGAGUCAUGAACGACAUUGAAGAUAUCAUUUGUUUAAGAGCACUCAUGGAUGUAAAUAUUCCAAAAUUCACAAUAAAUGAUGUGCCCCUAUUCAAUUCAAUUACAUCAGAUCUAUUUCCUGGAAUAAAGUUACCUGAAUAGGAUUAUGGAGCACUAGAAACAGCACUCAAAAAUACAGCUUAGGAGAUCAAUAUUCAAGCAGAAAAGGGAUUCAUUGAAAAGUGCAUUCAAUUGUUUGAUACUAUAAAUGUUCGACAUGGUUUGAUGAUUGUAGGAUAGGCAUUUGCAGGUAAAUCAAAAGUGUUGGAAUGUUUGGCUAAGGCUAUGUCAUCAUUAAAUAAAGUGUAGCCAUUUGUGAAUGUUGCUGUUCUCAAAUUGAAUCCAAAAUCCAUCACUUCAGAUCAAUUGUAUGGUAAAUUGGAUCCAGACACCAAAUCAUGGACUGAUGGAGUCAUUGCCAUUAUUAUGAGGUAGUGUGCAUAAGAUGCUGAGGUGGAAGAAAGGAAGUGGGUUGUAUUUGAUGGACCUGUCGAUGCAGUUUGGAUUGAAAAUAUGAACACCGUUUUGGACGAUAAUAAGAAAUUAUGUUUGACUUCUGGUGAAAUCAUUAAGAUGACAAAUUGGAUGACCAUGAUGUUUGAAGUUGAAGAUCUUGCUGUUGCAUCCCCUGCCACUGUAAGUAGAUGUGGUAUGGUCUUUUUAGAGACUCAAUAAAUUGGAUGGUAUGCAUUAGUCAAAUCAUUUAUCCAAACAAUCCCUGAAAAAUACAUAGAACAUCACUUUUUGGAUGAUCUAUUAAGAGUCAUUAUUGAUUGUAGUUAGGAGUGGUUAAGGAAGCAUGGCAAAUUCCCAAUUUACAAGAGUGAAAUGACUUUAGUUAAAAACAUGUUACUUAUACUUCAAACCUAUCUACAAGAAUGGACAGAUAUGGACGAAAAGGCUCAAUAAAAAUAAAUCAAUCAUAAUGAAAUCAAGGAUGUAGUCUCUAAGGCCAUUCUAUUUUCUUGUGUUUGGAGUUUCGGUGCAGCCAUAGAUGAAGUGUGCAGAAAAUAAUUUAACUAAUUCUUGAUUAAGUUGAUUUCGGCUGAAGAUGUACAUGAGACUUUCAAUCUGUAAUUGCAAUACAAGUUUUAACCCAUCACAAUCAAUGCUAAAUUACCUGAUAAAGCUAAUCUAUUUGAUAUGGUCUAUGAUAGAACUAAAAAUAGCUUCAUAAGUUGGACUUAAACACAACCUCCAUUCGUCAUUUAAAAAGGAUGUGAUUAUCAUGAUUUACUUAUUCCCACAAGUGAUUCUAUUAGAAAUAAUUAUUUCUUGCAUUUAUGUGUCAGAAACAAGAUUCAUCUAUUAGUAACUGGACCAACAGGUACUGGUAAGACAUCAAACAUUGUAAGUGAAAUAAAUAAAAACUAUUUUAAUAAUGAAUACACUAACUUGAUAACUGCUUUUUCAGGUUAAACCUUAGUAAAUUAGGUUUAAAAAACUAUUGAAGCUAAGGUGAAUUCAAGGAGAAGAAAAGGGUAUUUCGGACCUGAGGAGGGCAAGAAGUAUAUUGUUAUAUUUAUUGAUGAUCUGAAUAUGCCAGCCAAAGAGAAGUAUGGUGCAUAGCCUCCAAUAGAAUUGUUAAGAUAGUGGAUGGAUACUGGUGGUUGGUAUGAUUUAGAAACUAAGGAACCUAAAUUCCUCUAAGGGAUUACCUUUAUUGCUAGUAUGUUACCGCCAACAGGAGGCAGAAAUGUUGUUAGUAUGAGAUAUUUAAGACACUAUGUUCUCUUGUAUGUUGAACCUUUCGAAGGAGAUUCAUUGUAAAGAAUAUUUUAAAAUGUGUUGGAAUGGUAUUAUGCUCGCUAGACAACUCCAUUUAUGAAAUCAAUUACAAAUAUGAGGGACUCAACAGUCAAUGCCACUCUUGACAUUUAUUAAUUAAUACAAACCUGUAAGGAGCUCUUGCCAACUCCAGCUAAAUCGCAUUAUAUCUACAAUCUUAGAGAUAUUAGCAAGGUGUUCUAAGGAAUUUCAAAAGGGAUUGUGAAAUCCUUUAGGGAUGAAAAUGAUUUCAUAAAAUUAUGGGCACACGAAUGCCAACGAGUCUUCUAGGAUAGAUUGAUUAAUGAAGAUGACUAAGGAACCUUUGAUAAGAUCCUAAAGGAAACUAUUCUGAAACAUUUCAAAAGAGAUUGGAAACAAUUGGUGCAAAUAGAACCACUCCUAUGGGCUUCCUUUGUACCCACCCUCUAUCCUGAUGAUGAUAGAACAAAGAGACCCAUGACUGAUAUCUAUUGUGAAUUGACGGAUCGAGAAACUCUUAAGAAAGUAUGUCAAGAACAAUUAAAUGAAUACAAUUCAUAGUACACAAGUAAUCGAAUGGAAUUAGUGUUAUUUAUGAAUGCAAUCUAACAUGUGCUUAAGAUAGUGCGUGUGGUUAAUACAACAUUUGGUCAUGCUUUGUUGGUUGGUGUAGGAGGUUCUGGAAGGAAGAGUUUGGCUUAAUUGGCCUCCUUCAUUGCAUUCCAAAAUGAAACUUUGUAAGUGGACUCAAGAAAUUGGAUCGAAGAAUUGUAGAAGGUGAUGAAGAUGGGAGGAAUAGAUCAAAAAGAAAUAGUGUUCAUGUAUUCAGACACUUAGAUUAUUAAGGAAUCUAUGGUUGAGGACAUUUGCAAUAUCUUGAACAAUGGUGAAGUGCCCAAUUUAUUUCCUACUGAGGAGAAGAGCAAAAUCAUAGAAGAAAUGAGUAGUUACACAUCUGGAACUCCAAAUGAGAAAUAUGGUUAUUUUGUAAAAUAAUGCAAGAAGAAUUUGCAUCUCGUUAUUUGCAUGUCUCCUGUGGGAGAAGCAUUUAGAAGAAGAUUACGUACUUUUCCUGCUUUGGUUAACUGUACAACAAUCGAUUGGUUUUUGCCAUGGCCUGAAGAGGCACUUAGAUCAACUGCGAAUGCUGUAUUUACAAGGGACAUGAAUAUCAAUGACAAUAAAUUGAGACAAGGUUUGGUGGAUAUAGCAGUCGAUAUGCAAAUGAGAGUAUCUGAUCUAACCAAAAGAUAUUACAAUGAAUUAAGAAGAUAUUAUUAUGUAACACCAACAUCGUAUUUGGAAUUGCUUAACACAUUCAAGAGACUCAAAUCAGAUAGAGAUCAAAAUAUGUCCAAAAUGAUAUCUCGAUAUGAGGCAGGCAAAGUGAGGUAAGCAAAAUGUAAAAAGGAGUUGGAAGAUUUGUAACCAAAAUUGGAGUAGGCUACUAAGGACAACAGUGUGAUGUUGAUAAAUUUGUAAAAGAAAUAGAAAGAAGCUGAUGCAAGGAAGUAGGUUUGUCAAUAAGAAGAGAAGGAUUGUAAUGUACAAAGAGAUGGGGCAAAUGCUUUAAGAAAUGAUUGCUAAAAUGAUCUAGACAAAGUGUUGCCCAUCUUGGCUUAAGCUGCUGAAGCUUUGGAAAAGAUUGAUAAAAAUGAUAUGGUUUAAUUGAAAUCAUUCCCUAAGCCUCCUCCCUCAGCUGCCAUUGUCAUGGAAGGGUUAUGUUACAUCUUCCAAGAGGACCAAAAUGUACCUUGGAAACCAAAGGAACCAGGCUCUAUGGAGAAGGUCUAAGACUUUUGGGAGUACUCAAAAAAGAAUCUGUUGAAUGAUAAGUUGAUCAAGAGAAUUAAGGAUUUCAGAGAUGAUUCUAUCAGAUAAAUUCCAUAAGUGAAAAUCAAUAAAUUAAAAGCAUUUUCUCAAAAUCCAUUGUUUUAGAAGGAUAAGGUGUUUAAUGCAUCUGUUGCUGCAGGUAAUCUCAGCUUAUGGGUUCGUGCAGUCGUAGAGACAUAUGAUGCCUUAUUGGUUGUGGAUCCCAAGAGACAGUAAUUAUUGGAGGCAGAAGCCAAAUUAAAAGAAGCCGAAGAAACUCUAAGAGUAAAGCAAGAAGCACUAUAGGAAGUGCUAGAUAUGUUGGCUAAAUUAGAAGCAGAUUAUAAUAAGGCAAAACAGGAGAAAGAAGAUUUGGAAGCCAAAGUUAACAAGUGCAAGGUCUAAUUGAGUAGAGCUGAAAAAUUAAUCACUGAAUUAGGUGGUGAGAAGGAGAGUUGGAAAAAGAAGGCUGCUGAUUAUAGAGUCGAUUCUAAGACAAUCGUUGGUGAUUGUAUCCUAUCCUCAGGAAUUGUGGCAUACUUGGGAGCAUUUCCAAUUGCUUAUAGAGAUGACACAAUCAAAAUAUGGUAGACAUUAUUAGAAAAGUUAAUUAUUGAAUUCGAUCCAGAAUAUUCCUUAUAGAAGAUAUUGUGCGAUCCAAUAACUAUAGGACAAUGGACUAAUGUUUAAAAGUUACCUAAUGAUUCAUUCUCUAUUGAUAAUGCUAUUAUUCUGAAAAAUUCCACUAGAUGGCCUUUGAUGGUUGAUCCUCAGACUUAGGCUAACACUUGGGUUAAGCAUAUGGAGGCCUAACAAUUAGUUAUUGUGAGACCCACAUAGUCUUCAAAUGUAUUGUCAAAGACCUUGGAAAGUGCUUUGCAGUUUGGAUAGAGUGUGCUGUUAGAAAAUGUAGGUGAAGCCAUUGAUACUAUUUUCGAAUCGAUUCUAUAAUAAAAGAUUAUAAAACAAGGUUCUGCCUACAAAUUGAAAUUUGGAGAUAAAAUGAUUGACUAUUCCAAAGACUUUAAGUUUUACAUGACUACUAAAUUGGCUAGACCUCAUUAUCCACCUGAAAUUUGUGUGAAAGUUACUAUGUUGAAUUUCUAAGUCACUUAGGAGGGAUUAGAGGAUCAGAUGUUAAAUAUUGUCGUUAAAAUAGAAGAGCCAGCUAAGGAUGAAUAAAGGUAAAGGAAUAUCAAAGAAUUCUUUGAAAAUAAGAAUAAACAAAAGAUGACUGAAGACAAUAUUUUGUAAUUAUUGCAAGAUUCUAAAGGCAAUCUACUGGAUGAUGAAGUCUUGAUUGAUACGUUGUAGAGAUCGAAAGCAGAAUCAAUCACAAUAUAGGAUAAGUUGAAGAAGUAGGAGUAAGAUAGGGAAUAAUUUAAUUAAAUUCGUAACUUUUAUAAAGAAGUUGCCAAGAGAGUAGCAAAUUUGUAUUUUGUUGUUUUGGAUCUUUCAUUGAUUGAGCCUACCUAUUAAUGGUCUUUGGAGUUCUAUAUCAUCCUAUUUGAGAGAGCAAUUCGAGAGUCAAUUUAAGGGAAGGAGAAUAGAAGCAAAAAUAUCAUAGAUAAAUUUUAGAUCUCUUUAUAUGAGAGUAUUUGCAGAUCCCUAUUGGAGAAGGAUAAAUUGAUUUAUUCAUUUUUGAUGACUAUGAAAGUGAUGUAAAGUGAGGGUAAGAUUACUCCACAAGAAAUACGUUUCACCAUGGUUGGAGGAACAUACACAGAUCCCACAUACCCAUAGCCAUAACCAGAAUGGAUAUCUAAAAGGAUGUGGUGUCUAGUAACAGAAGCUGCUGAUACUUUACCAUUUUUCAAAGGAUUCCCUGAGUCUUUCUCUAACAAUCUAGCCGAUUGGUAAGAAAUGUAUGAUAGUAGUGAGCCACAAAUGUAAAAAUUACCAGAACCUUGGCAUUCAUAAUUGAGUGCUUUUCAAAAACUAAUUGUCUUGCGUAUAAUAAGACCUGAUAAAUUUGCAAAUGCAACUUAAAAUCUGAUCAUAACAGAAAUGGGCAAAUAAUUUAUGGAUCCUCCCCCAUUCAACCUAGAACAUGCCUAUAAAGAUGCAGAUGCUUACACUCCUCUUAUAUUCAUAUUGUCUCCAGGUGCUGAUCCUCGUUUGGAAAUAUCAACAUUAGCUGAUCGUCUAGGAUUUAGAUAGAAUUUCAUCACUCUCUCCUUGGGAUAAGGUUAAGGAGAAAUAGCUACUAAUGCGAUAAAGGGAGCUGUUAAGGAAGGCAAAUGGGUGUUAUUGUAAAAUUGUCAUCUUGCCCCUUCAUUUAUGCCUGAAUUAGAAAGAAUACAUGAAUAAGAGAUAUGUGCAAAACCUGUACAGGAAGUUAAUUCUGAUUUUAGAAUUUGGUUGACUUCGAUGCCCUCAAAUGUAUUUCCAGUGACUCUAUUAAUGAGAGGUAUUAAAAUGACAUAUGAGCCACCAAGAGGCUUAAAAAAUAAUAUGUUGAGAAACUUCUCAUCAAUAGACGCGAAGAGUUUUGAAUUAUGUAAGAAACCAGUAGAAUGGAAAAAACUGUUUUUCGGUUUGAACUUCUUCCAUGCAGUUUGUCUAGAGCGUCGUAAGUAUGGACCUCUGGGAUGGAAUAUUCCUUAUGAAUUCACUUCAGCAGAUCUAGCCAUAUCUGUAUCUUAGUUGAAAAACUUCCUUGACACUUUCGAGGAUAUUCCUUGGGAAGCUCUCAAUUACAUGGUCGCUGAAGCUAAUUAUGGAGGCAGAGUCACGGACCCAAAGGAUAGAAGUUCUACACAACAGACGUGUUAUAGAUAGACAAACAUAAAUUAAGUCCGAAGUGGUACUUAUUAUGUGCCUCCAAAUGGAGUAUUAGAGGAUUACAAGGAAUACAUAAAGAAUCUGCCUUUGAAUGACUAGACUGAAGUGUUUGGACUCCAUGAUAAUGCAGAGAUAUCAUCAGCAAUUAUUGAAACUAAUUUCAUUACAUCAACUAUAUUGUCCUUACUACCUAGAUCAACAGGAGGUGCUGGUGCAUCUGCAGAAGAUCUAAUCAAAGAGAAAUGCAAACUAAUCUUAUCUAAAUUGCCAAAUCAAUUUAAUGUGGAGGAAGCAGCUCGGAAACACCCUGUACAAUACAAUCAGAGUAUGAACACAGUUUUACAAUAAGAGUUGAUUAGGUUUAACAAAUUAUUGCAAGCUGUUAGAUAGUCACUUAUUGAUUUAGGUAAGGCUAUUGAUGGUUUGGUUGUGAUGAGUUCAGAUCUGGAAUAAGUCUUCAACAAAGUGUUUGAUAAUUAAGUUCCAGAUGUUUGGCAUAAGGUGGCUUAUCCAUCUCUCAAACCACUGGGUUCUUGGAUUAAUGACUUUAUUGAUAGAUUGCAUUUCAUGUAAUUGUGGAUUGACAAUGGGGCACCACCCACCUUCUGGGUAUCUGGAUUCUUUUUCACUCAAUCAUUUUUGACUGGCACACUCCAGAACUUUGCUCGAAAAUACCAAAUUCCUAUUGAUACCCUCUCAUUUGAAUUCAUUGUGAUCCCUCCUUCUUCUUAAGAAUAUGAUCUUUCCAAACCUCCUGAUGAUGGUUGUUAUGUCUAUGGUCUCUUCCUUGAUGGUGCUCGAUGGGAUGAGGAAAAUAGAUGUCUCAAUGAAAGCUUACCUAAAAUACUGUAAUAUAGGGUGCCCUACUUGUGGCUAUUGCCAAGCGAAGAGAAGAAGGAUUGGGAGGCUGACUUAUCUGUAAUGGCUAUAAUAUUAAACUAGGUUUAUGAAUGUCCAGUAUAUAAGACAUCGAGAAGAGCUGGAACACUGUCCACAACAGGUCAUUCCACUAACUUUGUUAUUUCUAUAUAUUUACCUAUAUCUCCUGAUCAUCAUCCCUACCAUUGGGUCAAAAGAGGAGUGGCCAUGCUAUGCUAAACUGAUGACUGA